Messenger RNA from Monopterus albus (swamp eel), 1259 nucleotides. Its product is annotated as MYCBP-associated protein-like. Lineage: Eukaryota; Metazoa; Chordata; Actinopteri; Synbranchiformes; Synbranchidae. The transcript is spliced from 11 exons. The record is from RefSeq and is a predicted model, not a curated record. The annotation marks the transcript as partial.
CAUGGUUACGACUAGAGAACACAUAGUCGACAGUGAGGGCAGCGCUAGCCUGAGUAGCACGACUAGUUAAACUACUGCGUUAACAAGACUUAAACCAAAUGCGCCGCGGCGUGUCACUGAAGAAAGAGUUAAGACCUCCUAAUAAUUCAGAGAACAAGAAGCUAAAAACUCCUCUGGAGUUGUCCAUCUUGGGUGAUGACCAGUCCAAGAACACUACUUUUAAAGGCGAUAUCCAGGCUCUGGCCAGUUACCCAGAGGACCUCCACAAAGUCCAUGUACCAAAGCCACCCAAGGGCCGUCAGAAUCCAGCGCUGGUGGCUUGUGUGGGUAAUACGGAGCCAGCUGAUGAAGAUAAAAGCGCUGCUCAGGGGGUUGUGGCUCAUCCAGUGAGUCUGGACCCUGACUCUCAACCUCUGUAUGACACAGGACUGGAAGGGAUUCGAUUUGAUGACCAAGGGAUGGUUCUUCCACACAGCAUCCUUGGUAGUUUAGAGGAUUUCAGACAUUUUCUGGAAGCCACUGAAGAAACAGAGUUGGUGAAGCGAAUACUAACGUCUCGGAGAGAUCCCUCAGCUGAGGCCUCAGAGAGCCAUCACGCUGAGGCCGUAGAGAGUGGGGUCCCUUCAGGCCACAGAAACAUCCAGAGUAAUGCCCUGAAGCAUUGGCAUGUACAUAUGAAGCAGCGCAUACGGCAGCAGGAGUUCUUAUCUGACUUGCUAGACAGACCAGUGGAAACCUUGCUGAUGAACCAAGCUGACCGUUUCAGAGAAACUCAGGAGCAGAGGAUAUUUCUAAACCAAGUCCUGCCUCUCAUCCACUCUGGAUAUGGCUACCAUGUAGGAGGUGAGUUUUGGAGUCUCCCCCAGCGUUACGGAGAUGAAAUGAGCGGUAUCACAGCCACUCUGACUCAGACAGAGCAGGGCAGUCGGGAACCUGUCACAUAUGUAGGACGACCGAGCAGCAUACUGCGGGAAUCAGGAAUCCUUUGUGAUGAGUCUGUGCGUCCAGCCUCUAGGACUUGGGACCAAAGUACGUACCUGCAGCACCAGUACCAGGAGCUCAGGAAGGUCCUAAGGGAUACUGACACUAAAAAGCCGGACAUCAGUGGACUGGAAGUGAUUGGGUCUGGCAAGCCAUUCACUUGUGUCACAGUGAGCCGCAGCCCCAUACUGGAGAAGGAGGAAGAGGAGAAUGAACAAGAGGAGAUGACAGAGAACCUGCUUAUGACACAGUCCAAGAGGACUCUAAACAGUGAUCCA